AGGCCGACAUGUAUGUCUCGAAAAUCCUGCCGGACCCGGCGACCACCGUUUACGCGGAGCGGGGCAGCGUGCCGGCAGCCUCGUGCAGCGACCACGCGUAUGACAGCUGCGAGAAGCCACCCACCCCACCACCGCAUCUACGCCGCGGAGGUCGCGUUCCACGACCGACCCCAGUGCGCCGGCGCCGGCGGCGCGUGGCCGUAGACGGUGAGGAGCGCGUCGUGUGCAAGCCUCAAUCGGGUCGUUGGUCCUCGCGUCUGCCCGUGGGCACGGUGGUGCGCAGACCCUCGGUCAAGCUGGUCCAGCUCGUCGCGCAGGCCAUACACGAGAGCCCACACCGGGUGCUGCGAGUCUCGCACGUCUACGCCGCACUGCAGAACAGAUACCCUUACUACAGGAUCCAGGACAAGAAUGCCAUCAGCAGCUGGAAGAGCUCGGUGCGUCACGCUCUGUUCCAAAAAUGGUUCAUGAAGUUCCGCCCCACGUCCGCAUUGUACGAGACGUUUCGGCCCAGGAGUUUCUUCUGGGGUCUCAACUACAGCAACAGGUGGGUGUGA
Molecule: messenger RNA, 557 nt
Organism: Dermacentor silvarum
Lineage: Eukaryota; Metazoa; Arthropoda; Arachnida; Ixodida; Ixodidae
Exons: 4
Coding region: 9-557 (182 amino acids)
Biological process (GO): regulation of transcription by RNA polymerase II
Molecular function (GO): RNA polymerase II cis-regulatory region sequence-specific DNA binding; DNA-binding transcription factor activity, RNA polymerase II-specific
Source: RefSeq, a predicted model, not a curated record